Trichobilharzia regenti is the source of this 595-nucleotide messenger RNA. Lineage: Eukaryota; Metazoa; Platyhelminthes; Trematoda; Strigeidida; Schistosomatidae. The record is from the annotation of a GenBank genome assembly.
UAAGGUUGGUUAAGGGUUAUAACAAACUGUUUUUGAAUACACAAGGGGGGCUUAAGUUUAUGAAUAGCUGUAGUCUCAGCGUAUUUAAGAAAGCACCCAUGACCGUUUUAUAGAUGACAUUAAAGCCUGAGUUAACAUCAAUCUUAUGGUUCAUCUCGAUUAGAUGUUUGGCUAUAGACGAAGUUGGUAGUCUGACACCUGCAUCUAUUGGUUUUUCACAAUUCAUUUGUUUUUCUAACCAUUUUGGGAUAUGCUCUCCCGCACCCACAUGCAAAGCGCGAUUACUCAUCCCCAUGUAUGUGUUCCAACACACACGAAAAUUGUUAAAUUGUGUGGGAUGUGGCAUAAUCACUUGUGCACCCUUGAGGUUUGCAGUGGAGCUUAUUUCUAGCUUUCUCGACAAUUACAAGCCGGCUUGCAUAACGCAUGGUCGAAUUCAACCUUUGUCUAAAAAUCCUAUUGUUUAUUUCCCCGUCAUAUGGUAAUUUGAUGGAAAGAUUAUUCUUAAGGGCGGUAUAAACUGUAGGUUUAGUGACUAAUUGAUUUCUAAGCCUGUUUAAAAAUUUUAAAGGAUAUCCGUUUUCAACAAGAGUAU